CGCCUGCGUACUUGUCCUUUGGUAUCCGAAGUUGAAUGGUUUGUCAGGCUUUCUGUAGCGCUGUCCAACCAGAGUGGCACUGUUGCUUUGAUUUCCACCGUACGUGUUUUCAGAAGCUCUCCGUGUGUUAGCAUGAAAAAAGCAGUGUCACUGAUAAAUGCAAUAGAUAUAGGAAGAUUUCCACGAUUGCUCAUCCGAAUUCUUCAAAAACUUCACCUGAAGGCUGAGAGCAGCUUCAGUGAAGAAGAGGAGGAAAAACUUCAAGUCGCUUUUUCUCUAGAGAAACAAGAUCUUCACCUGGUUCUUGAAACAAUAUCAUUUGUAUUAGAACAGGCAGUGUAUCAUAACUUGAAGCCAGCGGCCUUACAGCAGCAGUUAGAGAAUGUCCACGUGGAAGUAGACAAAGCAGAAGCUUUUGCCAGUGCUUGGUCGUCACUGGGUCAGGAGACAGUUGAAAAGUUCCGGCAGAGGAGUCUGGCUCCCCACAAGCUGGAGACAGUUGGAUGGCAGCUUAACCUUCAGAUGGCUCACUCAGCGCAAGCAAAACUCAAGACACCGCAGGCUGUCCUGCAGCUCGGAGUGAGCAAUGAGGACUCCAAGAACCUGGAGAAAAUUUGUAUGGAAUUUACUCACAAGGAGUUGUUUGAUUUCUAUAACAAGCUAGAGACCAUACAGGCACAGCUGGAUUCCCUUACAUGAUGCUGCUGAAGAUCAGUUUCGGUCGAAUUCCCAUCAUCUCAUUGAAGAGAGAUUGCCUGGGCUUAUUUUCUGAAGGAAUCAGUGGCUAACUUUCUGCAAAUGAUGCAUCUUAGACAAAUAAUAACCAAGAGAUCAUUGUUAGGGUCGCUGAGAUUCUCAUACCCUUUCUUCAGUUGUAUGAGCUAGUAGCAGUUGGUAGGAACACUUUGUGCACUGUGAGUCAUACUGCUGGGUGCGCCCUCUAACUCCGUGCGGAACGGCUACACCUCCAUGAGAGCCUGGAGGAAACAGCCACCCCAGCCCAAUACGUACCGGCAGUUUUCCUAUGUUAGGGUUAUUUUGCUUGAGAAAUAAUAGAGGAAAUAAAAUUUUAAAAAUGGGACUAGGAAUAUUAUAUCAGUUAAUUUCAAUGUGACCUUUCUCUGUUGACUGACUCCAAAUUUUCUCUUGAGUUUAAUGAUUUAAUAAUAGUCCUGGUUUUGUGAGCUUGAUACUGCCAAUUAAUGAUUUACUUCAUAGUGUGGUAGACAGCUUCAGAUCGUGCAUGAAAAUUGUAAUGUGUGCUAAGUGGCCAUACCUACAAGUUCAAAUUGGGUACUUUUUACAUUCUCUUGUAAAUAUGCCUACUGGUUUUAGCCAAUAAAAUUAUUCUGUUUCAGAAGUA
Messenger RNA from Jaculus jaculus (lesser Egyptian jerboa), 1363 nucleotides. RefSeq names its product COMM domain containing 10 (gene Commd10). NCBI's taxonomy places the organism in Eukaryota, Metazoa, Chordata, Mammalia, Rodentia, Dipodidae. The coding region runs from base 133 to 699 and encodes 188 amino acids. The transcript has 7 exons. The record is from RefSeq and is a predicted model, not a curated record.